AUGUAUACUGCAUGUAUGGCGCCCACCGAGACGUGUCAGACUAAGGUCGGCACAAGCCCGUUUCAGGCAACCCGGUUGAUGCGCGCUUUCGAUGUGUUCCCAGAAGAGGACUCCUUGGUCACAUUUUGGACCAGGCUUCAGGUCGACUUAACUCGCGAAAGUGUACGUGGCACGUGCCACCUGCCACACGGGCUCAGCCGCGACAUAAGAGUCCUGGCAUUCUGUCCUGACGAUCAAGUUGAGGAGAUGCUGGCAGCCGGGGCGGACUUUGCAGGUAUCACGGAGCCCAUCAGAAGAAUCAACCAAGGUUGGCUGGGCUUUGACCGCUGCUUGGCGACCCCGAGCAUUAUGCCGCAAGUUCUCAAGGUGGCCAAGAUCCUAGGACCCAGGAAGCUGAUCCCCAAUCCGAAGAGUGGCUCGGUGGUCACGAACCUGAAGGCCGCCAUCAAGGAGGCCAAGGGUGGGACGCUGUUGGAGUACCGUGCAGAGGGCGAGGGCGAGGUGAAGGCAACCAUUGCCGACACCAAUUUCUCGGACGCAAAGAUUUUGGAGAACUUGAAAUUUCUCGUGCAGACUCUCCUGAGAGCCCGACCCCGGUCAUCGACAACCGGCGCAGCGGAAACCGAUGCGAUGCGCAAGCCACCUGGCACUCCUUUGAUCAAAGGGUCCUACUCCCACCGACAGCGGGAGCAAGGUCCGCCCAUCCGUGCGAGUCUUAGCCGCCUUCGCUCGUCGACCCAGACUUUGAACCCCAGAGCCAUGGGGAAGAAAGGAGGUAAGAAGAAGGCGCUGGAUCCCGAGGCCGCAGCCCGGCAAGCAGCAGCAGAAAAUGAAGAAAAGAAGCGGUGGAUGGAGAUGAUAAGGGAAGCAAAGCGCCUGCGAGAAAAUUGUGAGCGUGAGGAGAACCACUUUCACCAGUUUCUGAUGGAGAGAGAGAAGAUAAACUACUUCUGGAUUGUGGAGAAGAAGACUCUCACAGAGAAGCAGGCUGACCUCCGAAACAAACAGCGAGAACUGCAAGAUCUCGAAGAGCGGCAGCAGAUCGAGCCACGGCUGAAGAUGUUUCAGCAAAGGCUGAAACACUUAAGAUAUCACCAGCAGGAUGAGGUAGUGGAGCUGAAGACUGACGCCGAGCUGUCUCUGAAGCUCCAGGAGGAUCAUCAUAGAAUCACAGAAGCUGAGAUCAAGAAGGAUCAACGGGCGCUGAAGAUGGAAAAGAAAGAAUCUGAAGUCGCACCCACCUCAGCACAGCAGGACUUCACUCGCAUGCUGAAGUUGGAGCAGGACGGGUUCGAUCGGAAGGCCCGCGACAUGCAGCAGAAGUACGAGCUGCGGAUGAAGACCAUCCGCGAAGAGAUGGAGAAGCAGAGGCGCAAACAGAUUCAGAAGAUCGAGGAGUUCAAGUCCAAAAAUGCUCAGAUCGAGCAGGUUAUGAAGAAGAACAAUUUGGACUUCACUGAGAUCAAGGUGUAUUACCAAGAGAUUACAGUUUCCAACUUCGACUCCAUCAAGCGCCUGAAGGAGGACUAUGCAUCCAUCAAGAAAGAUGAGAAUGACGACGCCAAGAAGAUGUAUGACCUCGAGCAGCGAACAUGCCUCGGAAGCAAACAGCUAAAGGAGCCAAUGAAGAAGGCAAACCAGGCCUUUGCUGCUGCCUGGGACGUUGAACGACUAGAGCGGGAGCAAGUCGCAUACGAGGAGGACAAGAAGCGCCUCACGUCAGUCAAAGAGCAGAUCAAGCAGUCCGAAACGCUCCUGAAGCGCAUGGAAUUUCAGCACGAGGUUCUGCAACAACAGCUUUCCCAGGUGACGUCCGAACGAGAGGUUCAGCAGAGGAGUGGUCUGAAGAACCUCAUCCUGGAGAAAAAGAUUGACACCGUGGAAGAGGCCCUGGAGACAACAGAAGCUCAAAUCACAGAGCUGCUGGCGUCCGCCAAUGCCGGACUCUUUGCUGUUCGGGCAAAGCUGUGGAACUAA
Molecule: messenger RNA, 1977 nt
Organism: Symbiodinium sp. CCMP2592
Lineage: Eukaryota; Dinophyceae; Suessiales; Symbiodiniaceae
Source: the annotation of a GenBank genome assembly